Molecule: messenger RNA, 1091 nt
Organism: Saccostrea cuccullata (small rock oyster)
Lineage: Eukaryota; Metazoa; Mollusca; Bivalvia; Ostreida; Ostreidae
Exons: 4
Coding region: 94-462 (122 amino acids)
Source: RefSeq, a predicted model, not a curated record
AAAGGUCAUCCUGGGUAAUAUUUAAACAGCAGACAGUAUCAGCAGACGAUACAUUGUUUUCCCCCUCAUUUGGUAACACCAGCAUACAUCACCAUGAACUUCUCUCGCCUAUUUACAGGUUUAUGUUUAACUCAUCUGCUCGUUUGUUCAAUAUGUGAUAUACAGGAGGGCGUAGAAGAAGAGGGUUCUGGUACCGUGGUCACACAUACAGACACACACACAGACAACGUUCCGGUGAUAGACGAAGACCUUGUAACGACUCAGGCUCCAAAACAAAACCAUGAUCUAGCUAAACAGGAAUUAGCAACUGUUUCUGGCAUCCAUGGCAACAAAGAAACAGUAUCAUUGAACCUCGUUUUCAUCAUUGUCCCUACUGUAGUGGGCGUGGUUGUCAUAGUGGCGGUUGUCAUAGCAAUUGUCGCCAUUCGUAGAAAAACCUUCAGAGAAAAAAUGCUGUUGUAACAUUAAUCUGAUCGCCUGCUGGAACUGUGAUAAACCUCAUGGAGGAUGUGUAAUUUCCGUCACAUCUACAUAUUCCAAAGCCAGUUAAAUAAACAUGUUUAAUAUUAAAAUUUUAUUUGCAGAGCCCGUGUUAUUUCGUUUUCCGGUUGUUUUUAUUCUCUUACAAAAAUAGAUUUUGAACUUUUGAUUUAAAGACUUGAGAUAUUCUAAAAGGACUUGUACACGCAAUGAAGCCGAAUGAUGCUGCGUUCCUCAGCAAAUCAUUCGGAUUAAUAAACCCUUCGGAUAUCAAGCACUCCGGACUCCUCGGGUGGCUCGUACCUCGCACACGGAAAUGAGCGUAGCGGAGUCAGACGAGGAUUGCCGAUUGGAUAUCUAGUUCGUAAUUUUGUUUCCCACGACGUCCGGAUUGUUGGAUUCCGGAUUACUGAGGUUUUACUGUAUAAAUUACAUAUAAGUAUAACUAGACUAGUCGUUAAUGUUGUUGACUAAACAUGUACUCAUUGAAUGGGGUCAGGAACUGUUGUCAGCCUUGUGCUGGAAAUAGCUAAAAAAAAAAUACUCGAUGUUCAUUUUUGGUUGUCCAUCUUUCAACAGCAAAUGUGCUAUAUUAAAUUAUGUCUCUCUCU